This is a messenger RNA of Lycium ferocissimum, 577 nucleotides long. Its product is annotated as inactive protein RESTRICTED TEV MOVEMENT 1-like. Lineage: Eukaryota; Viridiplantae; Streptophyta; Magnoliopsida; Solanales; Solanaceae. The transcript is spliced from 2 exons. Bases 122 to 577 code for a protein of 151 amino acids. The record is from RefSeq and is a predicted model, not a curated record. Gene Ontology annotation, molecular function: carbohydrate binding.
UCCAUAUUCUAAGUAGACUUACCUUUGAAUGACCGGGGUGUAUCAACUUAAACUCUAUAUUUAUUCUUUCCCUUCCACAAACUCAUAUUUUCCUUGCCAAUAAACACAAGAAAUAAUCAUCAUGAUUAAGGUUUGCCCAUUUAUUGGCUUGAAUGGGGAAAUAUGGGAUGAUGGGGAAGACAAAGUAGCCAAGAUUUUUGUAUCUCAUGGAGGAAGAGUGAAUUUCAUACAAUUUCUAUACAUCAAGAAUGGAUCUUUUGUCUUGUCAGAGAAACAUGGUGGUGAUGGGGGUAAAAGAUUUGAAACUAUUAAACUUGAUUAUCCCUCAGAGUUUCUAACUUGGAUACGUGGUUAUUAUGUGGAUUUUCUUCCUAGGGUUAUUCAACCUGCUAAUUAUGUGACGUCAAUGACAUUUGGUACAAAUAAAGGUACUUAUGGACCUUUUGGAAACCAUGAAAGCUCUGAUAUUGAGUUUGAUUUUCAGUUUGGAACAGAUGGAGCUUUUGGUGGAUUUCAUGGCACUACUCAUAUUCAUUACCUUGAAAGUAUUGGUGUUUAUAUCAAGCCAAUUACUUAG